Molecule: messenger RNA, 490 nt
Organism: Saccostrea echinata
Lineage: Eukaryota; Metazoa; Mollusca; Bivalvia; Ostreida; Ostreidae
Exons: 7
Coding region: 2-373 (123 amino acids)
Source: RefSeq, a predicted model, not a curated record
AAUGGUGUCUGUAAUGGUAAAGAUACUCGUUCUUAUGGUGGCAGUGUUCAGUCUCUUCCAAUCUGAGUUGGACGCUGCCUCUGUCCACUGCGGCUAUCACGGACACUAUUAUACAUCAAUGUACUCUUCAUCUAAUGGCUGUACUACAAGAUGGUACAAACUCUACAAAGGUUACUGCACGUCAUCCGGGACAUACUUAUAUGAGGUUAGAAUCACAUCUUUAGGAAUGCAACUCUAUUAUAAAAGGAUCAGUUGUAAGAGGAGAAGUUUAGCCGGAAUCAAUAAAGACGCAGGAGAAAGCAUUGAGAAGAAAGACGCUAAGGAGUACGAGUAUGACAGCAUACAAAACGCUUUCAGCAGAAGGACAAACUAACGAAACCUUUUAGAAUAGAAUUCAUCAUCAACACGGGGAUAAAAGUACACAUAGCCUUACUUUUCUAAUGGUGCUUAAAUUUCUUUUUAUGGCGAAGUAUGUCUGCAAUGGUCCUCG